This is a messenger RNA of Parastagonospora nodorum SN15, 1494 nucleotides long. RefSeq lists its product as hypothetical. The transcript is spliced from 3 exons. NCBI's taxonomy places the organism in Eukaryota, Fungi, Ascomycota, Dothideomycetes, Pleosporales, Phaeosphaeriaceae. The record is from RefSeq and is a predicted model, not a curated record. Gene Ontology annotation, molecular function: oxidoreductase activity, acting on the CH-CH group of donors; flavin adenine dinucleotide binding. Bases 19 to 1440 code for a protein of 473 amino acids.
ACAUACGAUUGAAGCAUCAUGUCUGUACCGUACGAGCUUCUUAACAACAGCCACAAUGGCCACAUCCCGGCGAGUGAGCGCAUACCUGUCAUUGCCAGGCCGUUUGUCAGUGACAGGGCGAAGAAGACUUUGGACAUUGUAGAGCGAUUCGUCGAAGAAGAAUGCAUCCCGGCCGACGCCGUAUACACACGCCAAAUCGGCGAGACCACACAGCAGCGCUUCUCGUCCCAUCCCUCGGUCAUCGAGGACCUGAAGAAGCGUGCUCAAGAGCUCGGACUGUGGAACAUGUUCCUGCCCAAGGCACACUUCAAAGAGGGCGCUGGCUUCAGCAAUCUCGAGUACGGUCUGAUGGCAGAGUACCUGGGCAAGAGCAGGACGGCUUCCGAGGCCACCAACUGUGCUGCUCCGGAUACGGGCAACAUGGAGGUCAUUGCCAAGUAUGGCACUGAGGCGCAGAAGAGGCAGUGGCUUGACCCGUUGCUGCAGGGCAAGAUUCGCUCGGCUUUCCUUAUGACAGAGCCGCAGGUUGCGUCUAGUGAUGCUACCAACAUCGAGAUGACUAUCAAGAGGGAUGGUGACCAUUACGUCCUGAACGGCCAGAAAUGGUGGUCCUCUGGCAUCGGUGACCCACGCUGCAAGAUCUUCAUCGUCCUCGGCAAGACCGACCCCAACAACAAGGACAAAUACAAGCAGCAAUCCGUCAUCCUCGUGCCCAACGACGUGCCCGGCGUCACCGUCCACCGUAUGCUGUCCGUCAUGGGCUUUGAUGACGCACCCCACGGUCACGGCCACGUUACCUUUGAGAACGUCCGCGUGCCCGCCAGCAACAUGGUCCUCGGCGAGGGCCGCGGUUUCGAAAUCAUCCAGGGCCGUCUCGGUCCCGGCCGCAUCCACCACGCCAUGCGCAGCAUCGGCUCUGCGGAGAAGGCGCUGGAGUGGUUCCUCGCACGCAUCAACGACGAGCGCAAGAAGCCGUUCGGCGAGCUCCUCAACAAGCACGGCAUCAUGCUCGAGCGCGUCGCACGCUCACGCAUCGAAAUCGACGCCGCACGCCUCGCGGUCCUCAACGCCGCCAUCAAAAUCGACGAAACCAACGCCAAGGGCGCGCUCAAGGAAAUCGCCGAAGUCAAGGUCCUUGUCCCCGAGGUCAAUCUCAAGGUCAUUGACUGGGCGAUUCAGGCGUAUGGUGGCGCGGGUGUCAGUCAGGACACACCCCUCGCGAACAUGUAUGCUUCGGGCAGGACGAUGAGGAUUGUUGAUGGGCCGGAUGAGGUGCAUCUUCUGCAGCUAGGGCGGAAUGAGAACAAGCGCGGGUUGGCGCAUAAGAAGAGGAUUGAUGCGCAGAUCAAGAAGGGCGAGGAGUUGUGCAGGAAGUAUGGGAUUGAGCCGCGGGAUCCGUUGUACUUGAACAGGACGAGCGCGGAGGCGAGCAAGUUGUAGACGUGGGCCUGGGUUUUUGGAUCUGUGAAUAGUGUUAAGGAUGUGUUUGAAGUA